CGCAUGGGCAUGACAGCUUUUCACUUUUCACGAUCGGCAACUCCUGGCCGCACCAACACUAACAUAAGUCUCACAACCAGUAAAUUAAUCAAAAGGGACCGGCACCGCACGCUCUUCACAGUUGACUUGGUCAGUUACAUGUACUUCGUUUUCGUCUGCUAUCGUCAGCUACGUUCUUCGUCACGUCCUUCUCGCCUGCUCAAAGAUGUCUGGUGUUUUCCAAAAGCUACAAGAGCGACAUGGUGGCCAUGCCAGUAAAAGGUCACCCUCAGACCUUAAGAGAGGGGCACCGUAUGUCUGUUAUAAAUUCAUUCAAAAACCCAGUGAAUUUAAGGACAAGGCCACCGAUUCAUACCCAGAUCUCCUCGUCGCCUACUGCGUGGACAAGGAAACAAGCAACAAGUACUAUGUGUCCAUGCCUGGAUUAUACAAUAAUUUGACUGAGGAUGAUGUGAAGGAAUUGAAUGAACAGAUCGCCGACAAGAAGCCCCCAUUCUUGGUCUUUUAUGGGAAGGAUGGUUCACGCAAUGAUUGCGUGCUCCAUCAAUACGGCACAAGUGUUGACCAUGAGAAACUUCAGAAGUACUUGAAGCAAGAAAAAAGGUCUUCUGCUGAAUUUGAAUCUGAAGAAGCUUCAACUUCAAAAAAGAAGAAGGAAGAUUAAAACCGCCUGAAGAAUUUUCUAUUUUUGUUUGUAUUUUUUGACUUAUUUUUGUACUUGUUCUUGAAACUAAUAAUUGUUUAUUUUUGACUCCAUGUGUACCAAAUGUAAGUCACCUUCCAUUAUAUUCUGUAAGUUUCCAGAUUAUGUGGGUCCUGGUAUGUGAUCCAAUCUAGUACCUAUUGGUUCUGUAUUGUCUUGUUGUUUACAACUCUUUCCUUAGGUUAAAAUGCAUUAGUACUUCAAGCAUUUAUCAUUUCCUGAUGAUAGGUUACAUUUAUUAUUUUUCCUAAGUCGUUAUUAAACAAACAUAUAAAAAUAACACUGACUUCCUUCUCUUCUUGUUCCUUUAAAUUCUUUCAACAAUUAGAAUAAUUA
This is a messenger RNA of Frankliniella occidentalis (western flower thrips), 1039 nucleotides long. RefSeq lists its product as uncharacterized. The record is from RefSeq and is a predicted model, not a curated record. Lineage: Eukaryota; Metazoa; Arthropoda; Insecta; Thysanoptera; Thripidae. The transcript is spliced from 3 exons. The coding region runs from base 206 to 664 and encodes 152 amino acids.